AAUAUUCAAGAGAUUUAUGGACUCAUUAAUUACGGCGAGAUUUGGAAGAAGUUUGGCACUAAAUUUGAUAACAAAUUAAGCUUUUCUUUGCAACAAUUGGUUAAUUUUGGUCAUACGACAUUCAAAGUAAAAAAGGGCAGAAUUCGCGUCAAAACUCCCAUUUGUAACGCAUUGAAGAAAAUUCAUAAAAUCAAAGUCGCCGAGAAUGUCGACCAGAAUCUACUGAAUUUGCCGAAAGAGGUGUGCAUUGAGUUGCAUCCGGCAAACAACGAGUCGUGGCUGAGAGUGCACUCCCUGUCCCAGAAUCCCAGAGUCAGAACCAAAAUGUCUUUACAAAAGCGUUUGUCGUGUUUAGUCGAGUAUCUGGAGAAACGCUGGAAUCAGUCGCGC
This is a messenger RNA of Oppiella nova, 390 nucleotides long. The record is from the annotation of a GenBank genome assembly. Lineage: Eukaryota; Metazoa; Arthropoda; Arachnida; Sarcoptiformes; Oppiidae.